This is a messenger RNA of Megalops cyprinoides (Indo-Pacific tarpon), 2271 nucleotides long. RefSeq names its product zinc finger protein 354B-like. Gene Ontology annotation, molecular function: RNA polymerase II transcription regulatory region sequence-specific DNA binding; DNA-binding transcription factor activity, RNA polymerase II-specific. Gene Ontology annotation, cellular component: nucleus. Lineage: Eukaryota; Metazoa; Chordata; Actinopteri; Elopiformes; Megalopidae. The record is from RefSeq and is a predicted model, not a curated record. Gene Ontology annotation, biological process: regulation of transcription by RNA polymerase II. The transcript has 2 exons. The coding region runs from base 178 to 2271 and encodes 697 amino acids.
AAUGUGCCGUUUGUUCAAGAACAGGGCAACAGUGUUUCCCAGCAAACUCUUGUACCAUCCUCAGAAAUAAAUACGGAAACAGAAAGGCAUUCUGAAACUUCCAUCUCCAUUGAAGAAAAUGCAAAGGUGCACACGGAACAAAUAGGCAUCUCCGGAAUCUCACCCGAAGAGUUAAGGAUGACAGAAAGUAAAGCAGACUUGAAUAUUUCAUAUCCCACCAAUAACCUUGUAACUUCACAGCAAGAUGGAUGUGAAAUGGCUGGCACAUUUGCAGAAGAAGGUAAAAGAGGACAGACUGGUAGGAAUGAGAGGAUGGAAGAAGUAAAAGGCGAAAUGAUCGAGGCCACAUUGGGAGUGGGACAGCACACGGAGGCGCAGGAAGAGGCAUCAGCAACAAGUUGGAUUGUAGUCAAACGAAAGAAGAAAGCUAGAAGACUUAAGAAAAAGACAUUUAAAAAACCAGCAAAACAGAUAGCGUUUGCAGUGGACCAGGGGUCAAAUAGCAUGGAUGGUAAUCAACUGGAAAAUAACACAGUAAUUCAGGAUAUUUUUUCCCAUCAAUCUCAAAGAAGCACAGAAAAGAAAGUACGCAAGAAGGCAAAGCUAGCAACCCUCCUGACAACCUUAAGAAGGUACAGUCGAGCAUGCAAAGUGACCCCAGACUACACAGUUAGUAAAAUAAAAGAAUAUCAUGCACAUAACCUUGAUAUGCUUGCCUCGUCAGAUCCUGUUGAUCCUCCUCUACCUUCUGUUCAGGUGCAAACAAAACAAGAUGCUGAAGUGUCAUUAGAGUUGGAAAAAUCCUCAGAAACAGUUGGAUCUCUUUCCUCAGAUAGCAAUAACAAAAGGAAACUUGACACCAGUAUUGUGGUAAAAAGUACUGCCCCACUCAAUACCUCGCCUUCAUUAGAUACUCCAGUGACUCCUUUUCAGGAGAUUCUGACUGAAUCUGGAGUAUUAAGUCCGAACAAAAAGCCUCGGAAAGUAAGUGUGAGGAGGAGGCACACAAGGAAGAGGUUCAGGCAAAAUGACAGACAAAAAGAAAAGGCAGCUCUUUGGAAUAAACAGGUUAAUGCAGGGAUGGAGGAACUGUCAUCCAUAAUCAAAGAUGUUCAAGCAGAAAAAUCAGUCAUUGAAGUGAUAGAGCCACACCUUUCUGAUGCAUGCUCAACACAGGUGUCAUUUCUUAAAUUAGCUGUCACCCAAGAAGCUAAAAGUAAGCAGGGGGAGGAGACUGGAGAGUUGUUUGAAGAUGCUGAAGAAGGACAAGGAAGCAAACUUGAGCAAGGAUCCGUGGAAACGGUAACAGCGGAGCUAAAUUCAACCACUCAGCCCUCAAAACUCCAGGUGCCUGGAAUACCACUCAAGAAGGGGCAGUGUCCUACAAAGUGCCGUUUCUGUGGGCGUUCCUUUCGUCACAUCUCAGCCUAUAUCAUCCACCGGCGCAUCCAUACUGGUGAGAAGCCUUACAGGUGCCAGGAGUGUGGCAAGAGCUUUGCACAGCUCUCUGACCUUAAGGCCCACAGGAAUGUCCACAGGCCGUCUGGUUGUUUUCAGUGUCCAUUUUGUACCAGCAGGUUCUCCCACAGAGAUGAACUGCUCGCUCAUAUUCUGAUCCAUGCUGACUCAAACCAGCAAAGUCGGAAUAGUGAGUCAGGGAGUGAUGGUGCAAGAACUAAGACCCAGAACAGUACUGAUCUUUCUGGCUUCACCUCAUCUCUAAAAGACCGUGAACUCCUCGUAUGCCUUAGCUGUGGAAAGAGUUUUAGCCAUAGUGGUGCACUCAAAGUCCACAUGCGUAUCCAUAGAAGAGAGAAACCCUUUUCCUGUAAAGUCUGUGGGAAAGCUUUCCGCCAAGCCAGUAGUCUCAGUGAUCAUGAGAAAACGCAUUGGCAAGUUCAGCCUUAUGCCUGCUCAGUGUGUUGGAAAGGGUUUAGUCAGCUUGCAGAGCUGAAAACUCACUCCCGUACACAUACAGGGGAGAAACCUUAUUGCUGUGCACUUUGUGGAGAUGCCUUCCACCAGCUAUCAUUCCUUCGUUCACACCAGGCAUCAAAAGUUUGUUUGACCAAAGAAGUAGGAGGAGAUGCUGAUAAGAGUAUUAUUGAGGACUUUUUGGUGCUGCAAGGACUGGAUGGGCACAUAAACCCUCCAGUGGCAUAUGAGUGUCAGAUCUGCUGCACGAGCUACAAUCUCCAGUCUGAGUACAGCAGUCACCUGCUCACGCAUAGUGAUGUUCAGACAGACUCUAGUGAUGUGAACAAGACUUGA